AUGGCACCCAAAACCUCUGGAAAGGCUGCGAAAAAGGCCGGAAAGGCCCAAAAGAACAUCUCCAAGGGAGACAAGAAGAAGAAGAAGCGCAGGAAGGAGAGCUACGGAAUCUACAUCUACAAGGUGUUGAAGCAAGUUCAUCCCGACACUGGAAUCUCCGGAAAAGCCAUGUCGAUCAUGAAUAGCUUCGUGAACGACAUCUUCGAAAGAAUCGCUGCUGAAGCUUCUCGGUUGGCUCAUUACAACAAGCGAUCUACCAUCACUUCGCGGGAGAUUCAGACUGCUGUUCGUCUACUCCUGCCUGGAGAAUUGGCGAAGCACGCUGUGUCUGAAGGGACGAAAGCGGUAACCAAGUACACUUCCUCUAAGUAA
Molecule: messenger RNA, 372 nt
Organism: Darwinula stevensoni
Lineage: Eukaryota; Metazoa; Arthropoda; Ostracoda; Podocopida; Darwinulidae
Source: the annotation of a GenBank genome assembly